Molecule: messenger RNA, 924 nt
Organism: Anarrhichthys ocellatus (wolf-eel)
Lineage: Eukaryota; Metazoa; Chordata; Actinopteri; Perciformes; Anarhichadidae
Product: apoptosis regulator BAX
Exons: 6
Coding region: 163-780 (205 amino acids)
Biological process (GO): intrinsic apoptotic signaling pathway in response to DNA damage; mitochondrial fusion; extrinsic apoptotic signaling pathway in absence of ligand
Cellular component (GO): mitochondrial outer membrane
Molecular function (GO): BH domain binding; channel activity
Source: RefSeq, a predicted model, not a curated record
UGUUCCUCUGUGGAAGGCGAAAACUUUUCACUGAGUGGAUACGUCCGGGACUUUGUGACUUCACUUCGGCCAACCUCGCGGUCAACAUUGGAAGCAGACAUCUAACUUCAUCGUCCAUCGCUCCGAGAGCUCUCGCUCCGCGCUGACCGAAACUUAGAAGUUAUGGCUGACAGCCGGGAAGAGGGGAGAGAAGACGGAGACCGGGAGCCUCAGGGCGCCGAGGGUGGGGAAGAUGUCGUCGAUGAUCCCAUCAUGGAGCAAGGCGCGGUGGUCCUCAGAGGGUUUGUGGCCGCACGAAUAAACGCAGAGGAUCCCAGUCGACACGUGUCCUCUGAGCAGCUGGGAGGAAGGCCUGGUGAACAACAGGAUCCGCAGAUCAAAGAGGUGGUGCAUCAGCUGCUCAAGAUCGCAGACGAGAUGAACAGGAACGCCGAGCUCCAACGACUGAUCAACCAGGUUCAGGGCAACGGUGCUCAGGACAUCUUCAUGAAGGUGGCCAGGAGCCUCUUCGCUGAUGGCAUCAACUGGGGUCGAGUGGUGGCUCUCUUCCAUCUGGCCUACAGACUCAUAUACAAGGCACUGACCUCCGACCACCUGGAGAGCAUCCGAAUAAUCAUCAGCUGGGUUCUCCGGUUCAUCAGAGAGCAACUGUACCGCUGGCUCGUACAGCAGGGAGGCUGGGUCGGGGUGAUCCAUGGUUUUUCUCGGUGGAGGACGGUAGCCAUAGUAGCAUCAGUAGCAUUGGUGGCAGCUCUCGUUUACUACAGGAAGACGCGCUGAGAGCAGCAGACCUCCCAACCCAAAGGCUGCAGUCCCAUCACCCGGAAAACUGCAGCCAGUUAUUAAAGACUGUUAAUUACAACCACUCCUCACCCUCCACCUAUUCAUCCAGUGGAGGAUAAGUACUGUACCUUAGAAGGGGGG